AAAGAGAAAACCCGACCAGAAGUUUCAGUGAAUCGGAGCUUCAUCAAUGGCGGAAGUCUCUGAAAUUACGAACUCAGAAGUGUCUGAACCACAUGAUCCAGAAUCGAGCUUCGAUCCAAAAUCGAUGCGAAAGACUAAGCCUGGGCUUAAGCGCCUAGUCCUCACCAUUUCAGUGCUCUUCUCCUUCGUCCUAGGUUUCCCAUUGCUAUGGAAAUCAGUGGAAAUCUACCGUGCACCUCUACCGUUUCGCGAAAUCGACCACCUCUCGGCUCAGCUCGAUUCCACUCCAUUACGAUUUCCCUGUCACUUUCAAGCAGUAUUCAUUGGGUUCAACUCCGAAUCUUCCAUUAGCGCCACCUCAGAGGACCUAGAGUCCUCACUUCUCAAUCGAAUGACCAAAUUGGGUUCCCAAACUGCAGAGUGCGGUUCGUGUGGCACCAACUAUACCGUCUCAGUGGUUGUUGACUCUGAUUCCCGCUGUCUCCAAUCUCCAACCAGUGAAUCAUCGUGUCCAUGGAAGUGUGGCUCCUUAAGUAACGUUGAUUUUGAUGGUGAUGAUGGGGCUAUUGAUGAGUCAUUAGAGUCUGCGUUGGGUGGUUGUUCUGAGCUUGCCUCUGGCGGGAAGGUCUAUACUGUGGUGUUGGUGAAUAGAAAUGAGGAUGUUAGAGCUGUUGUUGGGAAGUAUCGGCACGCUUGGAUUUUGGGGAAGGUUUCCGAGACGGAGGCGUUGUCGAGGGUGGCAGAGAUUUUUGUCAAAGUGUUUGUUAAUGGUGGAAAAGAAGAAGGUUCGAUUCAUGGGGAGUUUAUGCCUGUUGGUGCUGAUGGAAAGAUUGUGCUUUCGUUCAAUUUGCUAAAUUCUGAUCCGAGAGACGGAGUUUAUGAUUGGGAUUUUCAAAGUGUAGAAGAGAUUCUCUUAGCCCCUGUAAUCGAGGCAUUAAGGCCUAUUGCAAACAUAAGUGUAGAAAGUCAAGUUUUAUACCACACACCAAAGUCCUCAUUUUCUUACUGGGAUGACAAGUGGAGCAGUUUCAUUUUUAGUACCAAGGAUCUUCCUUUCUUUGUGAAUUCAAAUGAGUGGCACUUGGAUACUUCCAUUGCAGCUGGUGGGAGAUCAAAGAUAUUACACUUUGUGGUAUAUGUUCCUUCAGCAAAGGAGUCCCCUCUUCUCCUACAGCUUGAAGAUGGAGAGAUUUCUAAGACAAAUGGCUUUAUAUCCCCGAUGUGGGGAGGAGUCACUGUUUGGAACCCUGAAGGAUGUGGGAAAAUUUUGAAAAGUAAGCGUCCAGUCAGGCAUACAAUUUCACAACAGGAUCUUCAGAAUGUUAUCGAAGUUUUCAUGGGGCAGUUCCGGCAACUCUUUGGUCUUAAAUCUGAUAAGCUUUUUGUUGGCUCUUCUGGCAUAUCCAACCUUUUAGCUAGUGAAAGAGGCUUCACAGUGUGGGAACUGGAUGUCUUGUCGCGACAACAUGCCUGUUUUAACCUUCGAUCAUGUGCUACCACCCUUGGAUCUCUUUCCAGAUUGGUUCAGUCACUUCCUAGGAUGAUUAUUAUGGAUGAGAUUGGAAAACAGGUAGCCUAUUCUCUGGAGGCAGCAAAACUGGCUCAAAAUAAUGCUUCUCUUGGAGUUUACGAUGCUUCUGCUGUGGCAUCUGGGCAAGCAAGAGCUCUGGCGGAGGACGCCUUCUUUCACCCAUCAAUCAUGUCCGUUAGCUACUACUCAUUUGAGCACUGUUUUGCUGUCUACUCGCCUUUUUUUCUGCCAGUUGCAAUGCAUGUUCUCUUGGCGGCUUUAAGAGAGUGGAGAAGAUACAAGCAAGAAAGCAAGAAGUACUUGGCAUGGAAGAACAAAUCAAAGUAAACAAAGCAUCUUAAAUGGCCUCAAUUUAUUCUUCUUGACUCUUCGUCUCCAAAGGCAUUUUAGCCCAAAUGAUGAAUUAAUGUAAUAUUUCAUUCAUUAGAUUCCCUUUAGAAUUUUGAUACUUAUGUUUGUGUAGAUUAGAAGAGAAUGCUAACUUCACAAUUGUGCCAAUUGAUUUGUUAGUUACGAGCCAGCAUUCAUUUUAUACGUAUUUGGGAUUUUGAGUAAACCAAUAAUUUGUCUAAUAUGAAUCAAAGCACAAGAUUUGCGAUUUCA
Messenger RNA from Humulus lupulus (European hop), 2134 nucleotides. RefSeq lists its product as uncharacterized. Gene Ontology annotation, biological process: attachment of GPI anchor to protein. Gene Ontology annotation, cellular component: GPI-anchor transamidase complex. The record is from RefSeq and is a predicted model, not a curated record. The coding region runs from base 47 to 1858 and encodes 603 amino acids. The transcript has 13 exons. NCBI's taxonomy places the organism in Eukaryota, Viridiplantae, Streptophyta, Magnoliopsida, Rosales, Cannabaceae.